AUGACAGCUGCACUGCAAGGUUGGCAUCCUGGCGAAGUAGCGGUGCAGCAGAAAUAUGGCUUCUCAGAUGCGGUCAGCGAGCACUGGAGAUUGACGGAGAACUUCAUGCGCGAACAGCACCGAAUCUUCCAUACCUUAAAUCUUCCCUUUAUCCCAGUCACCACGGUCGAUGGCCUCGGACGGCCUUGGGGAUCGAUAGUUGCCGGAGCCACUGGCGAAAUCGGUUUCGUGACCAGUCCCGACACUAAAACACUGGUAGUAGACACUCAGCUGUGGCCUGGAGACCCUCUCCUAGACACGAUCCGAAGAUGGAUCAAUUCCAAAUCUCGAGAUGGACUGGCACUAGAAAACUUCCUCACUGCAGGUUUGGGAAUUGAGUUUCCCACGAGAAGGCGAAACAAAUUUGCCGGGCGCAUCAGAGGCGUAGUACCUCGCUCAGACCUGCAAUUUCAGUUGGACUUGGAGAUUCAGGAGGCUCUGGGAAACUGCCCUAAAUACAUCAAUAUUCGCCGAUUCAUUCCGUGCCAGAACAGAAGGCCCUCGAUUGUAUUUCACAGAUCGAACAUGGAGGCUGGAGAGCGCUUGCCUCCCAGGGUGGUGGAACUCAUCACCGAUGCCGACACCGUGUUUAUUGCCUCCAUAUACGAAUCCGAGUCGUCCACUGCAAAAAGAUAUCCUUCACACGCUGGGAUGAAUGCUCGCAGCGGACUACCGGGGUUCACCCGCGUCCGACCUUCAGAUGGCCGAACUGUAGUUCUCCCGGACUACUCUGGAAACCGAUUCCUGAUGAGCUUAGGCAACGUCGAGUCUGCUGGUUUAGUAGGAUUGACGAUCGUGUCCUUCACAACUGGCGAAGUGCUGUACCUUACCGGUCAAGCGCAAGUUCUUGUCGGAGAUCCUGCGUUCAAGAUCAUGACGCGACAGCCCUCAAUAACUUUGAUGGAAACUACAGGAUUUACCCUCGUGCGUGAUGCAUUGCCGGUUCGCCAGGAGCCAGGGACCGAGGUUGAGCGGAGCCCUUACAGCCCAAAAGUCAAAUACCUUUGUGAGGAAGAAGCAGGACUUGCAGGUACGUCUGGCGGAUACAAAGUCCAACUUGUCAGUGCCUUGCAGUAUGCAGACGACAUUGCUACACUGAGAUUUAAAGUUCUUCCCAAGAACGGUUCGACAGGUCUCAUCAUCCAGCCCGGACAGGCUAUCGUGCUUGACUUUAUGGAUUGGAUCGGUCCUCCAGUGUAUCGACACAUGGCAGAUGGCAAGCCGGAAUCGCUCAACGAUGAUCGGGUUCGAACGUGGACUGUCUCCAGUGCGCAUGAAAAUCAAAGCACAACUUGGUUUGAGUUGACAAUGCGUGAGAUGAACAAUGGGGCGGUGACGGGUAGACUCUUUCAGCUUUUGAGAAGCAAAUCGCGUCAAGGCGCAGCGCAAGCCUUGAAUAGCGGCAUUAUUGCUGAAGUUGUCGGUAUAACCGGGGGAUUUUGUGUAGGUCAGGAGCCAGCCCGCAUGCUCUGGGUUGCUGGAGGGAUUGGCUUGACACCUUUUCUGGCCAUGUUUAAGGCCCUAGUAGACCGGAAAGAUGGUGCAGAACAGACAGAUGUAGUCCUUGCUCUGGCCUCCAGGGAACCGGACAUCGCUUUGAAACUCCUCAUCAGGUCGCUCGCCGGCUUACCACCAAAUGUGCAUGUCCAGAUUGAUUUGUUUUCCAGUCAGGAAGAUAAGUCAUCUCGAGACAUGGAAGAUAUAGGGGUCCAGGUGGUGACUCACAAAGGCCGGAUUCAGUCCGGAUAUUGGGCAGGAGUGGCGGAUGGAAGAAAUGCUUUGAUCUGCGGUCCUGGAGGCUUCGGAGAUGCAGCGCAAGCAGGUCUGAUAGACGCAGGAGUUCCUGCCAACAGAAUACGGAGGGAAGGGUUCUAUUGA
Messenger RNA from Exophiala aquamarina CBS 119918, 1917 nucleotides. RefSeq lists its product as uncharacterized. The coding region runs from base 1 to 1917 and encodes 638 amino acids. The transcript is spliced from 2 exons. Lineage: Eukaryota; Fungi; Ascomycota; Eurotiomycetes; Chaetothyriales; Herpotrichiellaceae. Gene Ontology annotation, molecular function: oxidoreductase activity. The record is from RefSeq and is a predicted model, not a curated record.